AUGUCGAUGCUGAACUAUGAGGAUGUGGUGGAGACGGGUUCAGAGACAGACGAGGACGACAGGACUCUGGUCUCUGAGGACAACGGCCUCGUUAAUGGAGACGGAGGAGGAGGUGGAGGAGAAGGUGGAGGAGGAGGAGGAGAGGAUGAAGAGGUGGGCAGCCCGGCCGGUGUUCCCCUACUGGAGGCAUCUCCCCGGGUUGCCCACGCCCUGCUGUCCUACCGGGACCAGGAGGAGGGACAUCAGGACCCCCAUCAGCACUGGAGACUCAGAGACGAGACCAACAGAGACCUGAACGGCAGCGACGACAGGAAAGACGAGUAUGAAGCUGUCAGUCCAGAAGGAAACAGAAUAGUGAGGCGACUGGACGGCGUCUCUGAACUGGACCAGUACUUCCUGAAACGCAAACUUGAGGAUGGAGAUGGUCACCCGGCAACCAUCGCCGAGUACCUGCAGCGCAGCGACACCGCCGUCAUUUACCCAGAAGCCCCGGAGGAGGUGACGCGACAGGGCACGCCCGAAGCCAGUGGUCAGGACGAGAGCGAGCACGAGCUGCUGUCCGGUACACCUGACGCCUUCGCCCAGCUGCUCACCUGUCCGUACUGCGAGCGCGGCUACAAGCGCCUGUCGUCUCUGAAGGAACACAUCAAGUAUCGCCACGAGAGGAGCGAGGAGAACUUCUGCUGCCCGCUGUGUGCCGACAGCUUCGGACAGCGAGCACAGCUGGAGCGUCACAUGACCACGCACCAACCGGCAGGAGACCAGCCGCCGCUCAGCGAAGCAGCUGGAAACCGCAAGUUCAAAUGCAGUGAGUGUGGAAAAGCCUUCAAGUACAAACAUCACCUGAAGGAGCAUCUCCGUAUUCACAGCGGUGAGAAGCCGUACGAGUGCUCCAACUGUAAGAAGCGGUUCUCCCACUCCGGCUCCUACAGCUCCCACAUCAGCAGCAAGAAAUGCAUCGGCCUGAUUGCCGUCAACGGACGAGUGCGCAAUGGAAAUAACGGCAAGCCGGGUUCCUCCCCCAACUCCACGACCUCAUCGCCCGGAAGCCCCGCCCUCGCACAGCUCCGCCACAAACUGGAAAACGGGCGCCCGCUCGGCCCUCUAGACCAACAGGGUCCACUCAACAUCAAAGCCGAGCCGAUCGACUUCAACGAGUACCGGCUGCUGAUGGCCUCUCAGCACGGAUUUGGGGGAUCGGGGGUCUACCUGAACAGCCGUGGUGGAAGCCCACUGGGGGUCCACAGUUCCUCCCAGAGCCCCCUCCAACAUCUUGGGGGCUUGGGGCUGGACCUUCCCCUGCUGGGCUUCUCGGGUUCCUUCGGGAACAACCUGAGCGAGGUGCAGAAGGUGCUUCAGAUUGUGGACAACACAGUGUGCAGGCAGAAGAUGGAUGGGAACCCGGAGGAGAUCUCCAAGCUCAGGGCCUACAUGAGGGAGCUGGGGGCCCAGAUGGAGGAGCAGAGGCUGGCCCAGGCCGGCUUUCAGGUGGUGGGCCAUGGCAGCCCCACGAAGAGCAUCAUCGACUACACGCUGGAGAAGGUCAACGAGGCCAAGAGUCUGAUCGACGACUCCAAGAGGCAAAUGGACAUCAAGAAGGAGAAGCCAAACCACUCAACGGAUCUCAGCGGUGAGGAGAAAUCUCACGAUGGCCACAACCAGUUCCUGCCAUUCUCCUGCCAGUACUGCAAGGAGAACUUCACCGGGCCGAUCCCGCUGCAUCAACACGAGCGCUACCUGUGCAACAUGAACGAGGAGAUCAAAGCAGUCCUGCAGCCGACCGACAGCCGUCCUUCUGGAGGCAGGGAGGCGAUACCUGGUGAGCAGUCCACUAACGAGCAGGCCACCAGUCCCAUCAACGCCUUCAAGGACCAUGUGUCGGUGCUCAAGGCCUACUUUGCCAUGAACACUGAGCCCAACUCGGAGGAACUGCUCAAGAUUUCCACUGCUGUCGGCCUUCCUCAAGAGUUCGUCAAGGAGUGGUUUGCCCAGUGGAAGAGCCAAAACCCCCACGGAGGCCAUCUGAGGAAGAAGUCGCCCCCUCCUGACCGUGGCGGACUGGAUGUCAUCCACUGCUUUAGCCGGUCACCCAUGUCCCAUCCUACCGUAGAUUUACACCGAGGCUACGCUAACGGUGACGCCUCCCACAGACUCACAAAGGCCAACCAGUUCAAGGGCAAGAGGGAGACAACCGGGGACAAACAACUAGACCCCUUAGACCACUUGAGGAGCAACACUCCGUCCCCCCUCAACCUUUCCUCUACUUCCUCCAAAAACUCUGUGAGUAGCUGUUACACUCCGAACAGCCUGUUUUCUGAAGAUGCCCACGGGGAUACACCACUGGACCUGUCACUGCCCAAACACAUGGCCCAGAAGCUCAUGUCUGUGAGAGAGAAGCAACACAGGCCCAACGGCUUUACCAUUCAGCGCAACGGCGAGGCGCUCAGGCGAGAACAUGUGUCCCGGCCCUUAGAUCUGGUCAACAUCAAGAAAGAAGUCCUGGGCUCAGAUGGUGGAGGGAACUCCCUCCACCAUCUGGAGAAAAGCACCAGUCCCAUCUUUGGGAUUAACCCCUUUGCUGGGGGUCCCGUUUACACCUCCCUGCCCCCUCACGGAGCGUUUCCUCCGCCCACCUUCAUGUCUUCUGCCCAGGCCACCAUCCCGGGUCUCAGGUCCUACCCAGGACUGGACCCCAUGAGCUUCCUGCCUCACAUGGCCUACACCUACGCCACCGAGGCAGCCACGUUUGCUGAAAUGCAGCAGAGGAGAAAGUACCAACGGAAACCAGGCUUCCAGGGGGAGCUGCUGGACGGGACGGCGGACUAUCUGUCGGGCCUGGACGACCUGACAGACAGCGACUCGCUGCUGUCCAGGAAGAAGAUGAAGAAGACUGAAAGUGGUAUGUACGCGUGUGACUUGUGCGACAAAACAUUCCAGAAGACCAGUUCCCUCCUAAGACACAAAUAUGAGCACACAGGGAAGCGUCCUCACCAGUGUCAGAUCUGUAAGAAGGCCUUCAAACACAAACACCACCUCAUUGAACACUCGCGCCUCCACUCCGGAGAGAAACCCUACCAGUGCGACAAGUGCGGCAAACGCUUCUCCCACUCGGGUUCGUACUCGCAGCACAUGAACCACCGCUACUCCUACUGCAAGAGGGAGGCGGAGGAGCGCGAGGCGGCCGAGAGGGAGGCCAGGGACAAGGGGGGAGGAGGAGGAGCAGGAGGAGGAGCAGGAGGCCUGGAGCCCACCGAGCUGCUCAUGAGGAGGGCCUACCUCCAGGGGCUCGGCCCGCUAGGAUACUCGGACCCCGAGGACCAGCAGGAGGACGGUACCAUCCUGAGGGACGGCAGCGAGGGAGGAGGACGGGAGGAGAGGGAGGAGGACAAGACGUACGAGGAGGUGGCAGACAGACGGGAGGCAAGUUUCAGGGAAGGAGAGGAGGUAGAGGAGGGGGAGGAGGAAGGAGACAUGAGGAGCCAGACGGACACGACGCAGCUGAUGGACGAGAGCUCAGGAGACGGGAAGAGGGACGGGAAGUCAGACCAGGAGGACUGAUGGAGAGACAAAGAACGCUUUUAUUUUGAAGGGCUGAACACAAAUGAUUGGAGCCAGACAUCGUUUAUCUCACUGUGAUCUAGAACUACAGGCCCAUCAGGUUAAGGUUCUUUGAAUCUAACUUGGUUCUAUCAUCUCUGUGAAGUCCUGAAAUAUUACAUUAACAAUAAAUAACCCUAAAACAUAAUGAAAGACACUUUACAAACGCAAACUUAGCUGAAAGUCCUUUUCUUUUGUUUUUACCGUUAGCUACCAUGUUAGCUGGCUAAUUUUAACUACGCAGCUAAUGCUAACGUUUAUUAGCAGUGUAACUCAACUUAGUAACGACUAAAGAUGUAAAAUCAUGUAAACUACACUCAGGUUUCUAGCUGCUAGUUGAUGAACAGAUGCUAACCGCUCUGCUAACUCUGCUAGCAUGUUCCUGGCUAAAAAGGUAGCGGUUAGCUCUCCAGCUACAGUGGUUCAUGAACUAGCCCGGCACUACGUCAAAUAUUUAGCAAAAGAGAUUCAUCAGGCUGCUGCACCUUUAAAGGGUUUAAUCAGAAAAACAUCUGAUCACCAAAACAACAAUGUGAUAUGAUUUCAUUCUGAUUAAUCUCUACAUUCAGGUUGUUUGUUAAAUUACAGGGAACUUUAAAGUUCUGCAGGUAAAUAAAUCAAACGUCCCAGAUGUUUGGCACACAGUUCAGAUAUCAGUUCUAAAUGAAACCCAAGGCGGCUCUGUCAUCAAAAAUAUGAUCAUCUGUGCUUUUCCUUCAGUCUAAUUAAUAAAAUAUUAAUGUUAUAUAUUAUGAAAUAUAUAAAUAUUAUGAUGCUGCUCAAAUCAUUUCUGUUCAGUCUUCAACCGAAGACACGACGACGUCAUGAAGCCGGUGGGAUUGUUUAAAGAUCCACUUUAUGCAAAAAAGAGAAAUAAAAGAAGUAGUAAUGAUUAUCAUUAUGAGAAGUGAAGCUGUUUUUAAUGUACAGUAUUAUAAAGGCCUAAAAGCUGUGUGGUGCUAUAAUGUUCUUAACUUCCUGUGUCUCGUCGUGUUCCAAACCCCGCAUCAGGAAAUUGCACUUCUCGACUCCUCGAAUCACUACAAAAUAAAACAAAAAUAAUUAACAAAAGAAGAGGGAAAAAAGCCUGGAACACGCGGUCACUUCCUGUCGGUGUUGUUGUUUGUGUUGUGUCUCCUUUCACUGUGACCUUUUUUAUUUGGAUCCUGUUUGAUUAUUUUGCAAACUAACCACACGACUUUGGGCCUCCGGAUUUCUGUUCUGUAUGUGAAGGAACAUUUAAACCUGUGUGAUUUUCAAAAUAAAAUGUUGAUGUAAGUCUUAAAAAGGAGAGGAAAGAUAAAAAUAAAAAGGACGGAGCUUUUGUUUGUGUGUUGAAUUGUUUCUCCAGAGAAAGCCUUAUAUGCAAACCUGUUCACCUGUUUGUUCUGCAAAGUGCCAUCCCUGUACAGUGCAUCACCUGUUUCCUCUGCACCUCCUUUCAUUCGUCAGUGUUACAUAGAUAGACGGCAGUUUGGUAGUUUACAAAUGUUUGUGCAAUUUUAUCUUCUUUUUUGUUCCAUGACAGUAUUUCUUUUCUCAGUAUUUUUUGUUUUUGUUGACUUUUCCAACACAAAUUCAAUUUUGUUUUUAUUUGAGAAUUUACCAUUUUAUUUAUGUGAGUCAUUUUAUAUUUCCUAAUUUUAUUUAUUUCAUACUGUAGUGUACAGUAUUCGAGUUCCUCACAAAUAGAUAUAUUUUAGUAAAAAUGUUUCUGUCAUUGACUAUUGGAGGAAAAUAUGAAUAGAGCGUUCAUGCUAUUUGGAAAAUGUCAAAUGUUUUGCCUUUUGUUUUGUUUUUUUCCUUUGAAACUACUGGAAAUUCUAAAUUUGGGGAACUUUUGAUACGAUGAUUAUUGUGAAAACACUGUAUUUUUGAGUUACAUCCACUUUAUUCAUCCCACUGAGGAGACGAAGGACUGAAGAUGAUGAGGAUGAUGAUGAAGGAAUUCCUGAAAUGUAUGAAGUAUUAUUAUUGAAUUUUUAAUUUCUCUUGGAAAUGACCAUGCUCGAAUAAAUGUAGCCAAAUUAAAUUUUAAUAAAACUGUGUUAUUCU
Anoplopoma fimbria (sablefish) is the source of this 5652-nucleotide messenger RNA. It is a transcript of the gene zeb2a, whose product is annotated as zinc finger E-box binding homeobox 2a. Bases 1 to 3558 code for a protein of 1185 amino acids. The record is from RefSeq and is a predicted model, not a curated record. Gene Ontology annotation, biological process: anatomical structure development; regulation of transcription by RNA polymerase II. Lineage: Eukaryota; Metazoa; Chordata; Actinopteri; Perciformes; Anoplopomatidae. The transcript is spliced from 9 exons. Gene Ontology annotation, molecular function: RNA polymerase II cis-regulatory region sequence-specific DNA binding; DNA-binding transcription factor activity, RNA polymerase II-specific.